GUCACUUUGCAUUGCCAGCUGUUAUUACAGGAGAAAACCGAACAAUCAAUCGAUAAAACGUUCGCUGUUUCUGCGAAUUGAUUGUACAAUGGAGCCAAGCGUGGACGAUUUGUUGUCUUUCAAGGAGUUUCCUUUGAUCCAGGAAGGUAAUUCGAAUAGUGCGCAGCUAAACAUUGAUUCGCCAAAGAAAGUAUCUCCCAAUCGCGAGUCUCCAUCUGAGGAAGAAAACACUACCACUCCUAAAGGACUGUCUAUGCUAAGUUUCGAGUUCUAUCAAAAGUUCUUCGAUGUUGAUACGAUGACCGUGGUAGAUCGAAUAGCAACCUCAAUCAUUCCAAAACGGGCUCCGUCAGAUUAUCUGAAGUUAAACAUCGCCACUAAUCCGGAUCUGUAUGGCCCAGUGUGGAUCGUGAUAACAUUGAUUUUUACUAUUGCCAUCUCUGGUAACAUGGCGAGUUAUCUUCAAAAUAGUGGCAAUCAUCAUUGGCGGUAUAAUUUCCACCUUGUGUCCGUUUCUGCGACUGUAAUCAUCGUGUAUACGAGCUUAGUACCAUUUGCGUUAUGGGCCCUGCUCAAAUGGAGCGUCCGUCCGGACGAUUUAGAUAUAGAGGAGCAAACUGAUACCCCUAGCCUUCUUUCCUUAGUGUGUGUUUAUGGUUACUCGUUGGCGAUCUACAUUCCGGUUUCGAUUUUGUGGACCAUUCAGAUAUCCCUUUUUCAAUGGCUCCUGGUUGCAACGGCUACCUUUCUAUCCGGCUUUGCCUUGCUUUGGGUACUGAUGCCAGCGAUAAGGUCGUCUAAAUAUUCCAUCUUUAUAACUCCGGCUAUCGCAUUAAUUCAUUUCGUGCUGGCCGCUGGAUUCAUGUUGUACUUUUUUCAUCCAUCCAAUUCGAUCGAUACCGUGAAUACGGUGGACCAACUGAAAGCGACAGUUGCAUCAGUUAUCGCACAUAAAAAUGCUUCCAAUACUCAGUAAUGGAAUAAAGUCAAUGGAAUGAUAAAA
This is a messenger RNA of Malaya genurostris, 1003 nucleotides long. Its product is annotated as protein YIPF1. Gene Ontology annotation, molecular function: small GTPase binding. The coding region runs from base 89 to 976 and encodes 295 amino acids. The record is from RefSeq and is a predicted model, not a curated record. Gene Ontology annotation, biological process: vesicle-mediated transport. Gene Ontology annotation, cellular component: membrane; Golgi apparatus. Lineage: Eukaryota; Metazoa; Arthropoda; Insecta; Diptera; Culicidae. The transcript is spliced from 5 exons.